Messenger RNA from Ambispora leptoticha, 2462 nucleotides. NCBI's taxonomy places the organism in Eukaryota, Fungi, Glomeromycota, Glomeromycetes, Archaeosporales, Ambisporaceae. The record is from the annotation of a GenBank genome assembly.
AUGAACCAAACACAGAGUCUUACGAUUGUCAAGCAAUUGUUAAAGACAAGCUUGAGUUCUAUUACUUAUUUGAGAGGUCUCUUUCCGGAAGAAAAUUACGAAGAUUUUCAAGUUGGGAGUCUCGCUUUAAAACAUCUCAAGCGUGAUUACAGUAGAGAAGCAAACUCAUUGUUAGAUUGGCUGGAAACCGGUAUAUUCGACGCAUUAACACAUCAAUAUUUACGCGCGAUCGUAUUCGGGAUCUUUCUUGAUCCAAACGAGCCAAACAAGCUCGUCGAGUGCUAUACCUUCAAACUUACAUAUCCACACGGCGAGCCGUUACUCCGAAUAGAGAAUAAUGAGGGAGAGGUAUUUGCGACUAUAGGUGGCGGUAAUAGUGAUAAUGUAAGUACGAAUCAACAACAGCAUGCAUUUACGAUUGGCGAAAUAAAAAAGUCGAUGCAGCAGUUGCUGCGUCGGUUGAUUUUGCUUACUCAGACGUUAAAGCCGUUGCCAGACAAUCGUUACAUAGUGGUAAAGCUCCACUAUUACGAAGACGUAACCCCGACCAACUACGAGCCUCCAUUCUUUCGCAGUUGUGGUGAUCAAGAACGUUUGAUCUUUGACAAAAAACCUGAAAAAAUACCUGUCGGAGAUGUAGAGACAGCUUAUCAUGGACUCAACUUGACAAUUCAAACAGUCUCAGACGCUACAACUCUAGAAGAAUUGGAUCAAGAAGCAUCAAAUAAAGAAUUCCGUCUUUCCAAUGCGAUCGAUUCUUCAUCGAUAAUAAUCGAAGCGCAUAUUGGUAAUGCGAAAAGACAGCCAAAUACCGAGAAAUGGAGCGCCGAAUUAGACUUUGAUGAAGACGAAGCUUUUAUGUUUAAUACUAUGGCGACUUCCGUUGCUACACCUAUUCCUGUUCAUCAACUUCCAUGUCUUGGUGAUAUACAAAAUACCGGUCAAGAAAUAAUUCGAAUCGAUGAAGACGAGGAAGACAACAACACAAUGGUUUUCAUGGAAGAAACGUUGCAUCAAUUAAGCGAGACUAGUGGUGGUAAUGAUGAUAAAGAUAACACAAGAGAAGACAGCUCAAAAACUCCACCACGUGUUCUUUCAAUAGCCGAAAAGUCAUUAUUAGAUGACGAAACGAGAAAAUCAUCGAUCUUUUCCGACGAUAAUGAUGAGCAAGACAGCAUUAUUAAUGCACCUCAGAAGGCAGUUACUCAAACAUAUCAAAAUCGUAGAAAGUCGUCACGGAUUCAAAAGCAGCAGGAAUCGGAAAAGUUGCAAUAUUAUGACGAAGAGGAGGACGAAAAAGAAGAAAAGGUGUCCGGAAAAUGUCAGUGUGACUGUGGCUCAAGCAUUAGCGAUGACGAGAUGAUUCACUGUUCAAAAUGCGAUACAUGGGGACACGUUGUCUGUUAUGGGUACACAUCGAAACGAGAUCCACGAAUGUUAAAAAAUCAUGUUUGCUAUAGGUGCUUACACUCGGAAUUCGAGUGUAACAAGAAAAAUAGAGUUUCGUUGAAAAAAUCUGAGGAGCUUUGGAAUAUUGAAAAAUUAGGAGAUUUAGCUUUACUUCGACGAAUGUUAAUUAUUUUGUGGAAUGAAGAGCCUCCUAAAAAUUAUCAGGUGCUGAGAGAAAGGUUAGGUGUCAAGUACAAUAAUGCAACAAGAAGAGUACAAAAACGGCUGAAAGAUGAAGGUUUCAUAAAACCAAGUUUCAACAAUAACAAGAACAAUAAUGGCAGGGUAAAAACUUCAAAGGAACCAUUGUUUUCGGUGGUUAAAUCGCCCGAAAAUAAAUGCAAGAUGGAAAUUUAUUUUGAUCCGUUGUUAGGAAUUCCAAGAUCGUCAUUACAAGAAAACAAGUCAACAUUACCGGCUGCUGAUGAGAAAUCAAAUAAUAAAAUUUCAACCUCUGAAUCUUUCCGAGAUAUAACAAAUAGUAUUAAUAAUAAUCGAAUCAAUGCUACUUCAUCAACACAAUUACAGUCAACUUUAUCACAAGUUAUUGAAGAAGAGGAAACUUCUUCUCUGAUGGAAAUUUCGCCCUUGCCUUCUGUUUCUCAAAAAUAUGGGAAAUCAAGUGUUAUCGAGAUUAAUUCUCCUCCUUUGGGACAUAUGGAAAUAUCUUCCAAACAUGGUCGGGAACAAGAUGUCAUUGAGAUACCGUCAUCACCACAAGAUCAUACGUUUACGAGAGCGAACUCUGAGGGAACACGUAGUGCUUCUGUCAAUAGUCAUAAUCAAGAUAAUAAUCAAAGAGUCACACGAUCACGACGAAGACGGGAACGAAGUAAUAGUAAUCAUGAUACUGCCACAACAAUUACAACUGUUCUUAAUAAUGAUGAUGAAAGCAGUAGUGGUAUUGUAGCUAGAGAUAAAAAGAAGCGCAAAGUCUCUAUUAACUCUUUACCAGCACGAAAUGAUAUUGGUGGUCAUGUAAAAUGUUAUGAUGGUCAAAAUCCAGAUCCGGC